Vittaforma corneae ATCC 50505 is the source of this 660-nucleotide messenger RNA. RefSeq lists its product as uncharacterized. Lineage: Eukaryota; Fungi; Microsporidia; Nosematidae. The coding region runs from base 1 to 660 and encodes 219 amino acids. The transcript has a single exon. The record is from RefSeq and is a predicted model, not a curated record.
AUGUUGAGCAUAGAUUGUUAUACAGAAAAAAUAGACAGUAAAAUGGAAAACACCGUGAAUAAGGAACAUACAAAACUCCUUAUUUACGAAGAUAGACUGGCAAUUCUAAAUAAGAUAGUACUUUUUACCUCUGUCAAAUCUGUGCAUGUCAAAAAUGAAGGAGGAUGCUUCCUCAAGCUCAAGAUUGAUGGCCCGCUGCCCUCCAUUGUACUGGAGUUUGGUACAGUCCACAUACGAGACAUGGUCAAGAAUAUCAUUUUGGAUCGAGUCAAAACAACCGAGAAUAUUGCAAAAAAAGCAGUUGAAAGCAACAUAGACUGCAAAAAAAUUCUUAAAAACAUCCAAGAAAUAGUAAAAAACCCAGAAUCCCUUGUAAAGUAUACAGACAAAUAUGUGAGUCUUUAUUUUCAAAAAGAGAUGAGCUUCAGCCCUGAAGCAUUCUUCUCUUCGAUGAAUCAACCACUGAUGGAUGUAUUCAUUAAAAUGAACUGCUCUAUCGAACAAUUUUACAAUCUUCUGACCAACUCGUAUUUCUUCGAUAUAAAAAAUCAAAAGAAUUCCCUUGACAGGCUUGUUAUCAGAGAGCCUGAGAGAGAAAAGUGGCCAUUUAGGUGUUGGCAAUACGACUGUAGAGCUGGAUUAUGCCACAAGAAUAAAUAG